AUGGGCAACGAAGUCUCGUCUCAAAAGCAUCCCCCACCACCACUCGCCCCUCUCCCAGAGCGCACAGGCGUCGUAGCUGCAUUAUGCCAUCCUUAUGAGAUUACACUGCGACUGAAAGAACAAGUGGGCUGGUCUGGUGAUUCGUUUAAUAUCACAGACAUCAACGGCAAUCCCUCUUUCCAAGUCAAAGGACGUGCAAUGUCAUUCAAGCAGAAAAAGGUCCUACAAGACAUGAAUGGCAUUCCCAUCCUCAACUUUCGACACGAGUUUAGCUUGUUCAGAAAGUAUUCCGUCUACACUGGCGACAAACCCACACAGCUCGUUGCCACCAUCAAACCCGUCGUCUUCCUCGGCGUCACCGCAGACAUUUCGUUUACAGACAUUUCUGGCCAACAACGAAAGUUCCUCCUCAAUGGCAAUUUUUUAUCAAGUCGCGCAGAUAUUAUCGAUGAGAGGACACGCAUGGUCGUCGGUCGCAUCUCCCGUCAAAAAUGGAGCGCAAAUGACCUCCUGUGGGGUCAACAGACGUACUAUCUCACCGUUGCACCAAACGUGGAUCUCGCUCUGAUGAUUUGCAUCUGUGUCGCCCUCGAUGAAGCAAAGCAUGAGAAGUAA
Molecule: messenger RNA, 615 nt
Organism: Serendipita indica DSM 11827
Lineage: Eukaryota; Fungi; Basidiomycota; Agaricomycetes; Sebacinales; Serendipitaceae
Source: the annotation of a GenBank genome assembly